GUCUGCUAUUCAGGUCUUCAGCCAGGGACGCAUGACUCUGUGGGUCCCUUUCACAGGCGUAGUGGGACGGGGGUGGCAUUAUCUCUCAGGCGUGCUCAUGUGGUGCGCUGUGAUCUCAAUUUUAUACGUUUUCAUUAUGGGACAACUUCUUCAUAAUUCUGUUUGCCUGUAAAAGUAUAUUGGCCAACUUUGGUUAUUAACCGUUAUUUCCUUAAGCAGUUUCUAUCUGUGAAUUCUUCUAACCACAUUGGACUGCUGUUGAUUGGGCCUUAUCUAGGGCCUUUUGUGUGCUGUGGUCCAUUCAGAAACAUUUCUGGUAUUUGCAUUUUCUUUAGCAUGUGCUGGCACUCAAUCAUACAAUACUAAAUUUGUGAUCUCUUUUUUUCCCGUAACAGAUGCAGCAGCUUUUUUAUGAGAAUUAUGAACAGAACAAAAAGGGGUACAUUAGAGAUCUCCAUAACAGUAAAAUUCACCAAGCUAUCACAUUACACCCCAACAAAAACCCACCCUACCAGUACAGGCUCCACAGCUACAUGCUGAGCCGCAAAAUAGCCGAGCUCCGCCAUCGCACAAUACAGCUGCACCGCGAAAUUGUCCUGAUGAGCAAGUACAGCAACACAGAGAUUCAUAAAGAGGACCUCCAGCUGGGAAUCCCUCCUUCCUUCAUGAGGUUUCAGCCCCGCCAGCGAGAGGAGAUUCUGGAAUGGGAGUUUCUGACUGGAAAAUACUUGUAUUCGGCAGUUGACGGCCAGCCCCCUCGAAGAGGCAUGGACUCCGCUCAGAGGGAAGCCUUGGACGACAUUGUCAUGCAGGUCAUGGAGAUGAUCAAUGCCAACGCCAAGACCAGAGGGCGCAUCAUUGACUUCAAGGAGAUCCAGUACGGCUACCGCCGGGUGAACCCCAUGUACGGGGCUGAGUACAUCCUGGACCUGCUGCUUCUGUACAAAAAGCACAAAGGGAAGAAAAUGACGGUCCCUGUGAGGAGGCACGCGUAUUUACAGCAGACUUUCAGCAAGAUCCAGUUUGUGGAGCACGAGGAGCUGGAUGCACAGGAGUUGGCAAAGAGAAUCAAUCAGGAAUCGGGAUCCUUGUCCUUUCUCUCAAACUCCCUGAAGAAGCUUGUCCCCUUUCAGCUCCCUGGGUCCAAGAGUGAGCACAAAGAACCCAAAGAUAAAAAGAUAAACAUACUGAUUCCUCUGUCUGGGCGUUUCGACAUGUUUGUGAGAUUUAUGGGAAACUUUGAGAAGACGUGUCUUAUCCCCAAUCAGAACGUCAAGCUGGUGGUUCUGCUUUUCAAUUCUGACUCCAACCCUGACAAGGCCAAACAAGUUGAACUGAUGAGAGAUUACCGCAUUAAGUACCCUAAAGCCGACAUGCAGAUUUUGCCUGUGUCUGGGGAGUUUUCAAGAGCUCUGGCCCUGGAAGUAGGAUCUUCCCAGUUUAACAAUGAAUCUUUGCUCUUCUUCUGCGACGUCGACCUCGUGUUUACUACAGAAUUCCUUCAGCGAUGUCGAGCAAAUACAGUUCUGGGCCAACAAAUCUAUUUUCCAAUCAUCUUCAGCCAGUAUGACCCAAAGAUCGUUUAUAGUGGGAAAGUUCCCAGUGACAACCAUUUUGCCUUUACUCAGAAAACUGGCUUCUGGAGAAACUAUGGGUUUGGCAUCACGUGUAUUUAUAAGGGAGAUCUUGUCCGAGUGGGCGGCUUUGAUGUUUCCAUCCAAGGCUGGGGGCUGGAGGAUGUGGACCUUUUCAACAAGGUUGUCCAGGCAGGUUUGAAGACGUUUAGGAGCCAAGAAGUAGGAGUAGUCCACGUCCACCAUCCUGUCUUUUGUGAUCCCAAUCUCGACCCCAAACAGUACAAAAUGUGCUUGGGGUCCAAAGCAUCGACCUAUGGGUCCACACAGCAGCUGGCUGAGAUGUGGCUAGAAAAAAAUGAUCCAAGUUACAGUAAAAGCAGCAAUAAUAAUGGCUCAGUGAGGACGGCCUAAUGUCCAGCUUUGCUGGAAAAGACAUUUUUAAUUAUCUAAUUUAUUUUUCAAAAAUCUUUUGUAUGAUCAGUUUUUGAAGUCCGUAUACAAGGAUAUAUUUUACAAGUGGUUUUCUUACAUAGGACUCCUUUAAGAUUGAGCUUUUGAACAAGAAUGUGAUCAAUGUUUGCCUUUGAACACAUCUUCUUGCUGAACAUUAUGUAGCAGACCUGCUUAACUUUGACUUGAAAUGUACCUGAUGAACAAAACUUUUUUAAAAAAAUGUUUUCUUUUGAGACCCUUUGCUCCAGUCCUAUGGCAGAAAACAUGAACAUUCCUGCAAAGUAUUAUUGUAACAAAACACUGUAAAUCUGGUAAAUGUUCUGUUGUGAUUGUUAACAUUCCACAGAUUCUA
This is a messenger RNA of Nomascus leucogenys (northern white-cheeked gibbon), 2382 nucleotides long. It is a transcript of the gene CHSY1, whose product is annotated as chondroitin sulfate synthase 1. Lineage: Eukaryota; Metazoa; Chordata; Mammalia; Primates; Hylobatidae. The coding region runs from base 396 to 1988 and encodes 530 amino acids. Gene Ontology annotation, molecular function: glucuronosyl-N-acetylgalactosaminyl-proteoglycan 4-beta-N-acetylgalactosaminyltransferase activity. Gene Ontology annotation, cellular component: Golgi cisterna membrane. The transcript has a single exon. The record is from RefSeq and is a predicted model, not a curated record.